AUGCCACAGCACCUGACAGGGGACAGGCCCUUUGCCUCCAUGCCCCAGCUCACCUUCCCCAGCCCACCUGCAGUCAUUGACAGCAGCUUCAGCCUCACACCCCUCAGUGAGAGAGCUUCCCUGGGCACUCUGACAGCCAGCAGCCCCCUGGACCUCUACAGCCAACCCCUCUGUGCACCCUCGGCGGGGAAGCACGGUCAGGGCCCUGCCCGUGAUGUGCGCUACGUGUCCGCAGAGCCCAACAUGGCCUGUGGCUGGUGGACCUUCGCACCCUCAUGCCUGCAGGCCUUCAACCGGCCACAGGGCGUGCUGUUCUUCCUGUGCUUGGCGUCCUUCCUGCAGGGCAUGACGGUCAACGGCUUCAUCAACACUGUCAUCACGUCCAUCGAGCGGCGCUUUGACCUGCACAGCUAUCAGAGCGGCCUGGUGGCCAGCGCCUAUGACAUCGCCGCCUGUCUCUGCCUCACCUUCGUCAGCUACCUGGGCGGCUCGGGCCACAAGCCCCGCUGGCUGGGCUGGGGCGUGCUGCUCAUGGGCCUGGGCUCCUUUGUCUUUGCGCUGCCCCACUUCACUGCUGGCCGCUAUGAAGUCGAGGCCUCCGAGGAGGUGGCCACCUGCCAGGGCAACCACAGCACAGUCUGCGUGGACAGCACCUCGGGCCUGUCCCACUAUCGGCUGGUCUUCAUGCUGGGGCAGUUUCUGCACGGUGCUGGGGCCACGCCACUCUACACGCUGGGCGUCACCUACCUGGACGAAAACGUCAAGUCCAGCUACUCGCCGGUCUACAUUGCUGUCUUCUACACUGCGGCCAUCCUUGGACCUGCAGCCGGCUACCUGGUGGGGGGUGCGCUGCUGAACAUCUACACGGAGGUGGGCCAGCGGACGGAGCUGACCACAGAGAGCCCACUGUGGGUUGGUGCCUGGUGGGUUGGCUUCCUGGGCUCUGGGGCUGCUGCCUUCCUCAUCACCAUCCCCAUUCUUGGCUUCCCACGGCAGCUACCAGGAACGCAGCGUUACAUGGUCAUGAGGGCAGUGGAGACUCAGAAGCUCAAGGACAGUGGUCCCAGGACCACAGCCAACCCGGACUUUGGGAAAACCAUGCGGGACCUCCCUCUUUCCAUCUGGAUCCUCCUAAAGAACCCUGCAUUCAUCCUGCUCUGCCUGGCUGGGGCCACAGAGGCCACUCUCAUCGCUGGCAUGUCCACAUUCGGCCCCAAGUUCCUUGAGUCCCAGUUCAGCCUCAGCGCCUCAGAAGCAGCCACUUUGUUUGGGUACCUGGUGGUCCCGGCAGGCGGGGGUGGCACCUUCCUGGGCGGCUUCUUGGUGAACAAGUUUAAGCUGCGUGGCUCGGACAUCAUCAAGUUCUGCCUGCUCUGCACUGUGGUCAGCCUCCUGGCCAUAUUCAUCUUCUUCCUGCACUGCCCCAAUGUGCCCAUGGCUGGAGUGACAGUCAGCUACAGUGGAAGCCCGCUGCCGCAGGGCCACCUGCAGCUGACAACCACUUGCAACGCGGCCUGUGACUGCCAGCCUGAGCAAUACAGCCCCGUGUGCGGCUCCGACGGCCUCAUGUACUACUCGCCCUGCCACGCGGGAUGCCUGUCAGUGGCCACCACAGACCUGGGUGGCCGGAAGGUGUACCGAGACUGUAGCUGUGUCCCUCAGAAUUUGUCCUCUGGCCUUGGCCAUGCCACUGCAGGGAAAUGCACCUCCACCUGUCAGAGAAAGCCCCUCCUUCUGGUUUUCGUAUUCGUUGUAAUUAUCUUUACAUUCCUCAGCAGCAUUCCCGCGCUGACCGCAACCCUACGGUGUGUGUGUGACUGGCAGCGGUCCUUCGCACUCGGAAUCCAGUGGAUCGUUGUUAGAACCCUAGGGGGCAUCCCGGGACCCAUUGCCUUCGGCUGGGUGAUUGACAAGGCGUGCCUGCUCUGGCAGGACCAGUGUGGCGUGCAGGGCUCCUGCUUUGUGUACCGGAACGCAGCCAUGAGCCGGUACAUACUCAUCACCGGACUCCUGUACAAGGUACUUGGUGUCCUCUUCUUCAUGGCGGCCUGCUUCCUGUACAAGCCCCCGUCAGGGUCUUCCGAUGGCCUGGAAGUUUCUCUGCCCAGUCAGUCCUCGGCCUCUGACAAUCCCACCCACCAUCCAGAAGAGACCUCCGUCUUCCAGCACCAGAGCGACGUCUGA
This is a messenger RNA of Elephantulus edwardii (Cape elephant shrew), 2184 nucleotides long. RefSeq names its product solute carrier organic anion transporter family, member 4A1 (gene SLCO4A1). The record is from RefSeq and is a predicted model, not a curated record. Gene Ontology annotation, molecular function: protein binding. The transcript is spliced from 11 exons. Gene Ontology annotation, cellular component: membrane. NCBI's taxonomy places the organism in Eukaryota, Metazoa, Chordata, Mammalia, Macroscelidea, Macroscelididae. Bases 1 to 2184 code for a protein of 727 amino acids. Gene Ontology annotation, biological process: sodium-independent organic anion transport; transmembrane transport.